Messenger RNA from Metschnikowia bicuspidata var. bicuspidata NRRL YB-4993, 1518 nucleotides. RefSeq lists its product as uncharacterized. Gene Ontology annotation, biological process: amino acid transmembrane transport. The record is from RefSeq and is a predicted model, not a curated record. Gene Ontology annotation, molecular function: amino acid transmembrane transporter activity. Bases 1 to 1518 code for a protein of 505 amino acids. Lineage: Eukaryota; Fungi; Ascomycota; Pichiomycetes; Serinales; Metschnikowiaceae. Gene Ontology annotation, cellular component: membrane. The transcript has a single exon.
AUGUCGCAUCUCCUGGUGAUUGCGCUCAGCAGCGGGCUCGGCACGGGUCUCUUGGUGGGCGCCGCCGACAAGUUGCGUGUGGGCGGCCCGUUGGCGCUCCUCUUGGCGUACGCCAUCGUCGGGCUCAUGUGCAUCUGCACGAUGAACUCCGUGGGCGAGCUCACGGUGGCGUACACGGAGUUGGAGGGCGGCUUCAACGACUGGUACCGCAAGUUCCUCGACGAGUCCGUGGCGUUCGCGUUCGCAUGGACGUACUACUUCCAGUGGACCGUGGCCAUCUCGUUGGAGUUGGUCACCGCGGCCAUGAUCAUCAAGUUCUGGAACACGCGCAUCAACUCGGACGUGUUCGUGGCUGUUUUCUUGGUGGCCAUCGUGGCCAUCAACUUCUUCGGCGUGCGUGGCUACGCACACGCGGAGCUCGUCAUGAACCUGGCCAAGCUCCUCAUGUUGACGGGCUUCGUGCUCAUGGGCCUCUGCAUCGACCUCGGCGCAUCGCGCUCCGGCUUCAUCGGCGGCCUGUACUGGCACGACCCGGGCUUCUUCGUCAGCUUCAAGGGCUUCGUGCAGUGCUUCGCCACCGCGUCCUUCUCCAUGGGCGGCACCGAGUUCUUGGCGCUCUCCGUCAGCGACGUGCGCAACCCCCGCCGCGCCUUGCCCGUGGCCAUCCGCCUCGUGUUCGUGCGCAUCGUCUUCUUCUACUUGGGCUCCUUGGUCUUCGUCGGGCUCUUGGUGCCCUACGACUCGCUGCGGCUCCUUGGCGCCAGCGCUCUGGCCACCAGCGCGUCGCCGUACGUGCUUGCCGCGUCGCUCCACGGCGUGCCCGUGGUGCCGCACAUCAUCAACGCGGUGAUCUUGAACUCGGUCAUGUCCGUGGCCACGGCCGCCAUGUACUCGCUGGCGCGGCUCUUGCGCUCGUUGGCCCAGCAGGGCUUUGCGCCGCGCUGGCUCGACUACACGGACCGCGCCGGGCGGCCGCUCCGCGCGUGGCUCGUCAGCGUGGUGCUCAGCUGCCUCUCGUUCAUCGCCACGUACGAGAACCAGGCGGUGGUCUUCAACUGGUUGUUGUCCAUCGUGGCGCUCGCGUUGGUCUACAUCUGGUCGGGGCUCUGCGUGUGCCACUUGCGCUGGCGGGCGGCGUUGCGCCACCAGGGCAUCCCGUUGGCCACCUUGGGCUUUGUGUCGUACACCGGCGAGUGGGGCUCGUACUACUCGCUCUUGAUCAACUUCUUGAUUUUGAUUGGCCAGUUCUGGGUGGCGCUUUUCCCGGGCAGCACGCCGGACGCCAACAGCUUCUUCCAGAACUACUUGGCCAUUCCCUUCACGCUCGUGUUGUACCUUGCCCACAAGACGUACGCGGGCACCUGGCGCACGCCGUACAUCAAGAUUGCGGACAUCGACCUUGUGACGGGGCGCAGCGUGUACGACGCAGACGUCUUGGCCUUGGACCGCGAGGAGAAGCAGCAGAAGCUCCUGUCGCUGCGCUGGUUCGCCAAGCCGUUUGUGUGGUUUUUCACCUGA